Molecule: messenger RNA, 930 nt
Organism: Ramularia collo-cygni
Lineage: Eukaryota; Fungi; Ascomycota; Dothideomycetes; Mycosphaerellales; Mycosphaerellaceae
Product: related to ARV1 Protein involved in sterol uptake and distribution into the plasma membrane
Exons: 4
Coding region: 1-930 (309 amino acids)
Biological process (GO): sphingolipid metabolic process; intracellular sterol transport; sterol metabolic process
Cellular component (GO): cortical endoplasmic reticulum; Golgi apparatus
Source: RefSeq, a predicted model, not a curated record
AUGCCCAUCUGCAUUGAAUGUCGAUAUCCGGUGGCCGCGCUGUACACCACAUACAGCAAAGCCGACGACAAGGCUCUCGGAAAGGGUGUGCGACUCACACAAUGUCCGCGUUGCAAACGCUUCGCCGACAAAUACGUCGAACAUGACUUUGUGGUCUUGUUUAUCGAUUUGGUCUUGAUUAAACCUCAGGUUUACAGACAUCUUCUGUUCAAUAGACUUGGACGAGUUGACGACAAGUUUGACCCAUCGAUCAUCCGCCUAGGAAUUCUGUUGCUCCUGUUCGAUGUCUACCUUACUUGGGCACGCAUUGAAAAGGCCACACCAUCGUCCGAAGCGCAAUCACUCUCACCACCACUUCCACUUCCGUUGCUUCCGGCCACCUACACAAACUCAACCUCUCUGAAUGGCACCUACAUCAGCCACGAUGGAUCUCAAUCAACCAGCUGGAUCGCGGCUCAACCAAUUCUAGUGCAAUACAUCUACUUUCUCGUCCUCUGCGCCGUGGAGACCUUUUCCUUCCACGUUCCCAUCCGGGCACUCCUCUCUGUGCGUUUCCCCCGACCACUCAAUUCUCUCAUCCCGCAUUACCCGCAUCCGGCACUCGUUAGCACGGCACUGCUGGUUUCAAGCUUUACGAAACUCUUCCCGCUCAUGCUGCUGGUGUGGAAAUAUGAUUUGCCAAGCAGCGCGAGUGCGGUUUCCUGGGCUGUCAUUAUCAACAACGUGGCGGCGUUGGAGAUCUUGCUGGACUGUGGGUAUGUGAGAGCUGCUGUGCUGGCUGCUGUGGGAGCUAUCUUCAGAGCUGGAGUUGGAUGGGGAACCCUUCGUGUUGUCGGAGUGAAAGGUGGCGUUGCAGCGGCAGGUGUGGUUGAGACAGGAGACCUCAUCGUAGUCUGGCGGAGAUUGAUGGAGACCAUCGGUCUGGGCUAA